AUGUCAUCCCAUCCCCCCCGCCAGGAUCGCCAUCGACGAAUCCUGCCGACACCUUCUGAAGGACCACUGCUCACGACGAGGACAUCGGCCUCAAGCUCGGAACUACCAACAACGAGACGGCCCCCGCGUCGUCAAGCCCCGGCGGCCUGCCAGGAAUGUCGCAAGCAAAAGACAAAGUGUUCCGCCCACAGGCCGCAGUGCCUGCGCUGCCAGCGCCUCAGCAAGGAGUGCGUCUACGACACGGCGCAGCUCGAGACGCCGCGGCAGUCGCUGCGGCGCAGGCACGGCGAGCUUGAGCUGCGCAACUCCAACCUCGAGCACCUCUUUGGCUUCCUGCGCGAUGCGCCCGAGGCCGACGUCGCCGGCGUGCUGCGCCGGCUCAGGGAGGGCGCCGACCUCGACACGCUCGGCGCGCACAUUCGCGACGGCGACCUGCUGCUGCAGAUGGCUGUGCGGCCGGACCUCGUGUACACGUACACGUUUCCGUACGCGAAGCACAUGCCGGCGGCGCUCGCGCAGGACGCCUCCAUCCCCUACACCAAGUCGCUGCUCUACCAGAACACGGUGGGCCUCCUGGCGCGCCCGCAGGACGCGCGGCUCGGCGACCAGGACUGGCAUCGGGUGUACCGCAUCCCGUUCCACGCCGUCGAGCUCGUCGACCGGCGCGUCGAGACCAUCCGGGGAUCCACGUGGACGUCCAUCGCCGUCGCCGACAGCGUCGUGCGGCGGCUGAUGGGCGUGUACUUUAUCCUGCAGCACCCCUUCUACACCUUCUUCGACAAGGACAUCUUCCUCGAGGACCUCGUCUCGGAGCGGCACAGGUUCUGUUCGCCGCUGCUCUUCAACGCCGUCAUGGCCGAAGCUUGCCACGGCUACAGCGCCAUCUCGGAUCGAUACCGGUUUUGGGACCCGCAGAAGCUCACGUACCAGUUCUUGGCCGAGGCGAGGAGGCUGUGGGAGAUCGAGAUGCAGUCGGGGGAGGACACGAUUACCACUGUCCAGGCUGCCAUGAUCAUGUGCGCCGGGUACUCGACCACGGGCCUGGACCAGCUCGGCACGGAGUAUCUACGGCAGGGGGCGCGGAUGGCUGAGAGACUGCAGAUUUUUGGAUCUCUGGACCACGUUCGGAAUCCGCUGCGACGCAGGGUGUACGGCAUGACGGCAUGGGCUCUCUUUGGCUAUCAGGGCAUGUUCGCCUUCCACAUGUGGCAGCCGCCCGUCCUCACGACGCCCCCGGCGGUGCCGCUGGCCGACAUCGAGGCCUACAAUGGCGAGUACGGUGAGAUCUGGGUCAGGUAUCCGUCGGCGCAGAUGCCGACGUCGGUGCAGUCUGGCGAGACGUUCAUCAUAUUCAGCCAGCUUCGAAUCAUCAUGGCGCAGAUUGCCGACCUGGCGGCGCGCAAGAGGGCGCAGGGGACCAAGCUGACGGCCGACGAUGCCGCCGUCUUCAGGACGAGACUGGUCGCGUGGUUCAACAGCCUGCCGGCCUUUCUGUCGCCGGACUACAUCGCGCUGCCGGCCCAUCUCAAGAUACAUAUGCAGUACCACAACGUCAUGCUCUCGCUGUUCGACUCGUUCGCCGACCAGGGCAGCGGGUCGCCAGUGGCGGCAUACCGCGAGAUCUGCGCGCACUCGCGGCAGUGCCUCGACGUGCUGGUGCGGCUGUACUACCUCCGGCACGGGUUCGAGAGCUGGAACGACUCGCUGCUGACGUGGCUCCUCUACCUGGCGCAGCUGUGCAUCCGCGACCUCGCGCGCGCCGACGACCCGCUCGCCGACGAGGCCACCGUGUCGACGCUCAUGCUGUGCGCCAAGGGCCUGCAGGACCAGGGCCGCAGCCUGUACAUCGCGCGCGUCUUCUUCCACAUUCUGCGCCGCGAGAUGCCCCCGGCCGUCGCCGAGGUGCUCGACCGCGACGUCACGGACAUGGCGGACGACCGGUCCAACACGGGCACGGGCGCGCAUCACCUGCGGGCUAGCUGGCCGGUGCAGACCAUUUCCAUCUCGGACGAGCCGGACCGGUUGCUCGAGAGGCUGAGUUUGGAGGACCGCAGGACGGAGGAGCCGGAGGACCAGUCGGAGGCGGCUGCGACGAGCUCGGACUAUGAGUCUACGAUGGAGCUGGGGUCGGAGCCAAGCGUUGGUUUGCCAGCAGGGACGUGA
Molecule: messenger RNA, 2163 nt
Organism: Verticillium dahliae VdLs.17
Lineage: Eukaryota; Fungi; Ascomycota; Sordariomycetes; Glomerellales; Plectosphaerellaceae
Exons: 5
Coding region: 1-2163 (720 amino acids)
Biological process (GO): regulation of DNA-templated transcription
Molecular function (GO): zinc ion binding; DNA-binding transcription factor activity, RNA polymerase II-specific
Source: RefSeq, a predicted model, not a curated record